Molecule: messenger RNA, 1038 nt
Organism: Ictalurus furcatus (blue catfish)
Lineage: Eukaryota; Metazoa; Chordata; Actinopteri; Siluriformes; Ictaluridae
Gene: mipa
Product: major intrinsic protein of lens fiber a
Exons: 4
Coding region: 233-1024 (263 amino acids)
Biological process (GO): transmembrane transport
Cellular component (GO): plasma membrane
Molecular function (GO): water channel activity
Source: RefSeq, a predicted model, not a curated record
GCCGCCAGUCCCAGACAUAAAUCUUUAUGACAAAAAUAGAUGAUUUCACUCUAAAGUGAGGUGUUAGAGAGGCAUUUGUACUUUACCAACUGUUGUUUCUAGUGUACUUCUACCAAAAUAUAUCAGGCUCCUGCAGGUGAAUUUAGAGGUGAUAUUUCUUCUUUAACUCAAAGACACAUAUCGUUCUCAGUUUACACCCCUCAAGUGUUUUGAACUCGCCUCUACUGCAGCCAUGUGGGAGUUCCGGUCCAUGUCUUUCUGGCGGGCUGUUUUUGCCGAAUUCUACGGCACAAUGUUCUUCGUCUUCUUUGGGCUUGGUGCUGCUUUGCGCUGGACCAGCGGUGCUUACAAUGUGCUCCACGUGUCCUUCUGCUUUGGGCUGGCAGCUGCCACGUUCAUCCAGUCCAUCGGUCACAUCAGCGGUGGCCAUAUCAACCCAGCCGUCACCUUCGCCUAUGUGGUCAGCUCCCAGAUGUCCCUGUUCCGUGCUUUCUUCUACAUCUGUGCUCAGUGUUUGGGGGCGCUGGCUGGUGCUGCUGUACUGUAUGGGGUGACACCCAACAACAUGAGGGGCAACCUGGCUCUCAAUACACUGCAGCCUGGCGUUAGCCUGGGCAUGGCCACUACAAUGGAGGUAUUCCUGACUCUGCAGCUGGUGGUGUGUGUCUUUGCUGUAACCGAUGAUCGGCGUAAUGGCCGUCUAGGCUCUGCUGCUCUAGCCAUUGGCUUCUCCGUGCUCAUGGGCCAUCUGCUUGGGAUGUACUAUACUGGUGCUGGAAUGAACCCUGCCAGGUCCUUUGCUCCUGCUGUGCUUGUCAGGAACUUUAUCAACCACUGGGUGUAUUGGGUUGGCCCUUUUAUUGGCGGUGCUCUGGGUGCUCUGCUCUACGACUUCCUGCUGUUCCCACGCAUGCGUGGCUUCUCUGAAAGAAUCGCCGCGCUCAAAGGCAGUCAACCUGCCGAAGCUGAAGGCCAGCGGGACACACGGGGCGAGCCCAUUGAGCUCAAAACACAAGCUCUAUAAACAAACAGUCAGGA